Molecule: messenger RNA, 1098 nt
Organism: Pyrgilauda ruficollis (rufous-necked snowfinch)
Lineage: Eukaryota; Metazoa; Chordata; Aves; Passeriformes; Passeridae
Exons: 3
Coding region: 7-1098 (363 amino acids)
Source: RefSeq, a predicted model, not a curated record
UGGGCAAUGCCAGGCUGGGGUCAGGCUGGGCAGUGCCCGCCAGGCUGGGCAGUGCCAGGCUGGGGUCAGGGUGGUCAGGCAGAGUGGUCAGUGCCAGGCAGGCUGGGCAGUGCCAGGCUGGGGUCAGGCUGGGCAGUGCCCGCCAGGCUGGGCAGUGCCAGGACGUGCCGAGGGCCAGCACCAAGGGGACGCGGGUGGCCCAGCCGGGAGCAGCGGUGGCCGUGCAGGGCCGUGCGAGCCGAGCGCUCGCGAGGGGACCCCCGUGUCCCCAAGGCGGGGACAGCCAGGUGCCAGGCGCGGGGUGGCGCGGCUGAAACAGCCGCGGGCGCGUCCCCACGGGGAUCCCCCAGGCGAGCGGCCCCGGGAAGGGACAGCCAGAGGAAUUCCCGGGAAUUCCCCAGUCCCGCAGCUGGGGAAGGAGCCCGCGCCACCGGGCACGCGCUCCGCCCGCCGUGCGACAUUCCGACACGCGACAUUCCGCCGUGCGACAUUCCCGCGUGCGACAUUCCGGCACGCGACAUUCCGCCGUGCGACAUUCCCGCGUGCGACAUUCCCGCAUGCGACAUUCCCGCGUGCGACAUUCCCGGCGGGAUGCGGAGGGACCGGGAGCUCCCCGGGAUGUGCGGCGGGGCUCGGGACAGCAGCGGGAGGUGGCGGAGGGACAGAGGGGACAGAGGGGACAGGGGAGGCACAGGAGGGGGGCACGGGAUUGUCUGGGGUGGGGUCUGGGAUGGGAUUUGGGGUGGGACGUGGGAUAGGAUUUGGGAUGGGAUCUGGGAUCGGAUUUGGGGUGGGGGCUGCCAGCCUGUCCCUGUGCCCAGAGCGUCCCGGGAAUGCCGGACACAGCGGGGGCACAGGGCCGGGGGGCACCGGCCCGUGAGGGGGGUGGGAUGGAUUUGGGGUACGGGUGAGAUGGAUUUGGGGGAGACUGCACAGGGUGGGGCUGGAUUUGGGAUAAGGCCUCCCGACAUUCCCAAACAUGCUUCGAUCCAUGCGCUCCUCGCUCCCUCUCACCCGGCCGGGGCAGCAGCUCAGAGUCCGGGGGGGUCCGCCUGGCGGGGGGGCUCUUCUGGCACGGCCUGGCACGGCUCGGGGUAG